UGUCGCCUUAGAGGCGCUGUUAUUGUUCGUCUGUUGAGUCUUCAGUUUGUCUAAUGAACCGAGGUGGGACGAGAAGCGGGAGAGGGCAUGAGAGGAAGAGCCGGAGAUCAUGUUGAGGUCCACCGGCUUCUUCCGAGGGAUCGACUGUCCGUUUUACUCGGACUACAGCGGCGGUAAAAACGGCUGUAACCGACCGUACUGUCACUUCAGGCACAGCCAGCAGCGACGCUCGUCUCACGGAGCUCCGGYAGACGUGAAGCGGCAGAAAGACGUCCAGUUCGGACAAAAAGAACAAGGCUACGACCCCUUCAACCCAGAGGUGGUGAGAGCCCCGGAGCAGCAGAAUGGAGACCUCAGCGGCGCUUUGGAGCUCGUCAACAAGGCCAUCGAGGAGGUCCGCAGCGAGGUGGAGAGAGAGAAGAAGAAGCUCUCUCGCAUCGGGGAUGAACCGUACAGUCCCACUGAGAGCGCCGGCUUGUCUUCCUCCGAUGUUACUAAAAGCAGAGCGGCGGGUUUGCACUUGGCGUACGAUCCCGGGAGUUAUCAGAUCACAUCGGGAGGGUAUAAUCUCACUCCUGGCUGCAGCAAGUACACCCUGGAUUCAGACGUCCGGGGGCACAACAGCAACUCGAUGGAAUACGUUCCCACRUCGCUGAAAAGGCCUUUUUCUCAGGCAGAGCCGCCGCAGCCUCCCUCUCCUCCGCCCAGCCCAAAGUAUUCAAACAGCAGGUCCUUUAAGUACACUGUGGAUAAUUCCAGACCCUCUACAGACUUGGAGUACGAUCCGCUGUCCAACUAUUCGGCUGGCAUCGCRGACAAGAGCAAAAAGGACGAGGGUGCCUCCGUUCAGACAGAUUACGGCAAAGCUCGCACACUCUCUGGGACCGUUUCGUCAGACGAGGGCUGCGCCGCGGCUUCGAAAAAGCCUCCGCAGCCCAGUCAAGACGCGAAGAAGUACACGAUCUCUGACUCUGACGGAGAGAGUUCUGGGAUGGAGUACCGACCGACGUCUCUUAGCAGUCUCCAGCAAAAGAAAGCCAACGCUGGAUCAGCUAAGGAUGCUUUUAGAAAAGACAGGACUGAGCACAGGUUAAGUGCUUUAACGCAGAAGAGAAGAGAGGCCGUGGACGAGGACUCGGGCGUUCAGGAAAGUGUAAAACAAAAAGACAUCCCAGACAAAAAGAAGGCGGCAGACCSGACCGGUCGCGAGAAAAGUAGCAAAUCUGAGAAGGUGCGCAAACCUGAGAAGGAAKCUGGCAAAUCAUCCGGUCAGAAAAGCAGCAGCAGCAGCAGCAAAAGCAGUAUUAGUAAAGACAAAGUGUCAAUACAGAACUCAAACCAAGACUGUUUGAAGAAAGAGAACAAGAGUCACGGGAAGAAAGACGACGGUAGAAACACAGCCAAGAUAAAAGCAUCGGAUAAAAUUCAGAGGGAAGGCAGAGACGAAAAGAGAAGCGAUGGUAAGAUCAAGACCGCCGAAAAAACUAAAAGAGAACCGAGCAAACCAGGUAAAGACGCGCCGGAGAGCAAAAAACUCAAAACAUCAGACCGAGAAAAAGACAAAGAGCACAGCAAGCAUAAAGACCGCCCGCAUAAGAACGGAAAACUCGACAGUAAAAGAGAAAAAGACGUAAAGAAAGUGAGCAAGCACGGUUCCAGCGGCAGYAAAGGCAGUUCAGCAAACAGUAAGGAUAAAGUGAAGCUAAAAAGCAGCUCGUCGUGUGAAAAGAGGCUCGAGAACAAAAAGAGUCUGAGUUUGAGCCACGCGGAUCUGUUCGGAGACGAGAGUCCAGACGAGGCCGAGCCGUUCGUGGAGGACGAGGACGACGAAGCAGAGGAGGUCCUGGUGAGGAAAUCGGCCGACGCGUUGAAGAGGGGGCGCCUGAACAAAAGGAAGGCUUCGGAGCGCUCGCAGUCUUCCUCUGAGGAGGAGGAUGACCACAGCGUGGAGGGCAACAAGACAGGUUGGGAGAGGGCCGAUGGCCCCGAAAUCGACUUCUCCAGGUUCCAGGAUGAUCUGGACUUUGACUCAGAUCCCAUGGAGGAAUGUCUUAGGAUCUUCAACGAAUCCAAAGACGUGAAGAAGGAAGACAAAGGAAGGCAAGCCAAGCAGCCUUCAAGAGAUUCAGAGGAGGAGAAAAUCUCAGAGAACACUUUAAGCACUCUCUUCCCUGGUCAGAAGAAGAGAGUGUCYCAUUUUGUUGCCAAAGGAAAUACUGAUGCACCUAAAAAGACUGUGGUGACGCCGUAUAAGAGACCCACCCCUCAGGAGAUCUGCUUUAAGCGUAUGCAGAUCGCCCAGGAGCAAGCGGCUCAGCUUUCCGCUGCCGUCAAAGCUGCCUCGCAGACCUCCAGCCCCGGCGUUUCCCGAGAGAAGAAGAGAAUAGCUCACCGGCCGAACCCACAGACGACCUCUUCAAAGACAAGUCCUGCACACGAUAAACCAGCUUCCAGUGGAGUUUUAUCCUCCAGUAGGAGCCUUCAGGGCGUCAGGACCCAAACCACAGCUGGAAUUCUGUCCAAGACUUCAUCUACGGCCACGCAGAAGAGGAUGGCGCACACACCCACCAUGAAGAGCACUUCGAUGAAGCGUCCGGUCAUCCCYGUAGAGUUUGGGGCAAAAGUUCCCACCAACGUCCGCCAGCGCUACCUCAACACCUUCAUAGACGAAUGUGUCAAAUUUUGUUCAUCGGAGGACGCUGCCUUCCACAUGGCUCUCGACGAGGAGAAGCUGGUGUAUGAGCGCAGCAGCAGCAAGAACAUCUACCUCAACGUAGCCGUCAACACGCUGAAGAAGCUCCGAGGCAGAAGCUGCGCCUCCUCGUCGCCUGCAAAAAAAGAAUCUGGGUCAACAGCUCAAAGGAAGCCCCAGUCCCACGAGGAAGUCCUGGGCGGUCGCCUCGCCGCCACGACCAGCUUCACUGUCAACAGGUCGGGUAAACAGCAGGAGGAGAGGCUGGUUGGAGCGGCUCUGUACAGGAAGCUGAAGGCGUACCUGAUGACGGAGGAGCAGCUCCAGGAGCACGGAUACCCACGGUUAAACCCCGGGGUCUCCGGAAAGGCCGUCAUUUACAACCUACCAGAGAAAAAAAUCAUCCCAGACCCAUUCACCAAAAUCUGCUGUCGCUGCGGCGCAGAGUAUAAGAUCAACGUAAACGGCAGCUGUGUGCGUAGAGAGGAAUGUAGCUUCCACUGGGGGCGUCUACGCAGACAUAAAGUUGCCGGAGGCUGGGAGACGACGUACAGCUGCUGCUCCACAGCUGUUGGAGCUCCAGGAUGUCAAAUCUCAAAGCAACACGUUCAGGACGCCCGAAAAGAGUCACUCGAUGGUUUYGUGUCGACGUUCAGCAAACCGCUUCCACCUGACGGAAACGGCGGGGUGUUUGCUCUGGACUGCGAGAUGUGCUACACAAAGCAGGGUCUGGAACUGACGCGAGUCACCGUCAUCGACUCGGAGAUGAAAGUCAUCUACGACACGUUCGUCAAGCCAGAGAGCAAGGUGGUCGACUACAACACGCGGUUUUCGGGCGUGACGGAGGAAGACCUGGAGAGCGCCACCAUCACCCUGAGAGACGUUCAGGCCGUGCUGCUCAGCAUGUUCAGGGCGGAGUCCAUCCUCAUCGGACACAGUCUGGAGAGCGACCUCCUCGCUCUGAAGCUCAUCCACAGUUCGGUCGUAGACACGUCCGUGGUGUUUCCUCACCGCCUUGGUUUGCCCUACAAACGUGCCUUGAAGAACCUGAUGGCCGAUUACCUCAAACGCAUCAUCCAGGACAACGUGGAGGGCCACGACUCAAGCGAGGAUGCGUCAGCCUGCAUGGAGCUGAUGAUCUGGAAGAUCAAGGAGGACGCAAAGGUCAAGAGAUGACCCCCGGCCCCUCCCACUGUGCGUUGAUCAGUUUAACCUCCCGCCUUCAGGAGGCAAGCGGGAGGCGGGGUUUAGAGGGACGUCCGCGUCGUUACACUGUGUUCAAAAAGAGCCGUCGGCACCUUCGAAGCAAUAGGAAACACAAAACUUAACACCAUUUUCAUUUUACUUGUUGAUACUUCAGUUUAUUAUGUUAGCUUAAAAGUAUUUGUUUAUUUGAAGCAGGGUUCAUAUUUUUUUAAGGCCUCACGUGAAUGAAACCUUUGUAUGGAAGAACUUGAAAAGCAGGGGCAUUGUUGCUGAGCAGAUGAAUAUAAAUUUUUAUUGGACUGCGUCUCCGGUCUGACUUGCACUAUAUUAAAAUGCUCUUGUUGUACAGGGCCCAAAUUUGAGUACCUCAUGUUUGUUGUAAUACAUUCACUUCUGGUAAAAAAAAAAAAAAAGAAAAAGAAAAAGAAAAAAAAAGCAAACCUGUUGUUAUUACUACCUACUUACACAUAAGUGCAUUGACGUCUUAGUCUGUAGCUUUUUUUUUUUGUUUUUUUUUUUUACUUGCACAUCUUUUCUUGUCCCUGGUGUGGCACUUCUUAAUAAAUGAGCAGAAUCACCCCUCAGCAGAAAUGCACAGCCUCUGCUGCUGAUUGAUUUAUUGAUGUCCAUCAUACAUGCAGGAUAAACGUUACAACUAGUGUCUCUGUUAUGUGACAUGCAUGGAAACAAAACACAGGCAUAUAUUUACCGUUUAAAAGAAAAGUCCAAAUUAGUGUCGUUUAAUUAGAUCUGGAUUGCUAAUUAACAGUCAUCAGCUAUAACCUGCAGCUUUUUUUUUUUUGAUAGUGACUGAAAAUCUGCCACAGACCUGUAAAUGAGCUGUAAAGAGUUUUCUUUGUACAGUAUUUGUCAAUUCUUUGGUUGUUUAUCUUUUUUUUAUUAAAAAGUACUACUUUAUGA
Molecule: messenger RNA, 4819 nt
Organism: Austrofundulus limnaeus
Lineage: Eukaryota; Metazoa; Chordata; Actinopteri; Cyprinodontiformes; Rivulidae
Gene: rexo1
Product: REX1, RNA exonuclease 1 homolog
Exons: 16
Coding region: 110-3868 (1252 amino acids)
Cellular component (GO): nucleus
Molecular function (GO): exonuclease activity; nucleic acid binding
Source: RefSeq, a predicted model, not a curated record